AAGAGUCGAGAGACGGCCUUGGAGGACAACUGAGGAUAGGGGAGAAGUGCCGCGGGACAGGUUGGAGACGAAGCCCCCUUGGGACCCGAUGCGACCCUUGCUGCGCAGAGCGCGGGUGAUGUGAGCAGAGCCCAGGAAUGCCUUAUGUGGACCGGCAGAACCGAAUCUGUGGGUUUCUGGACAUUGAAGACAAUGAGAACAGCGGCAAGUUCCUUCGGAGAUACUUCAUCCUGGACACACAGGCCAACUGCCUGCUCUGGUACAUGGACAAUCCCCAGAACCUGGCAGUUGGGGCGGGAGCUGUCGGAUCUCUGCAGCUGACUUACAUCUCGAAGGUGAGCGUAGCUACUCCAAAGCAGAAACCUAAAACUCCAUUCUGCUUCGUCAUCAAUGCCCUGUCUCAGAGAUAUUUUCUUCAAGCCAAUGACCAGAAAGAUCUGAAGGACUGGGUAGAAGCCUUGAAUCAAGCCAGCAAGAUCACUGUUCCCAAGGCUGGGACAGUACCCUUGGCCACAGAAGUUCUCAAAAACCUAACAGCUCCUCCUACCCUAGAGAAGAAGCCGCAGGUGGCCUACAAGACUGAGAUCAUUGGGGGAGUGGUGGUACAAACACCCAUCAGCCAGAAUGGUGGGGAUGGGCAGGAAGGGAGCGAGUCAGGGACUCACGCCUUCCUGCGAAGGUCUCAGAGCUACAUCCCCACGUCAGGCUGCCGUCCUCCCACCGGGCCUCCCCUCAUUAAGAGUGGCUACUGUGUGAAGCAAGGGAACGUGCGGAAGAGUUGGAAACGGCGCUUCUUUGCCCUCGAUGACUUCACCAUCUGCUACUUCAAGUGCGAGCAGGACAGAGAACCUCUGCGCACCAUACCGCUCAAGGAUGUUCUCAAGACCCAUGAGUGUCUGGUCAAGUCUGGGGAUCUCUUAAUGAGGGACAACCUGUUUGAAAUCAUAACCACCUCCAGGACGUUCUACGUACAGGCAGACAGCCCUGAAGACAUGCACAGCUGGAUUGAGGGGAUUGGAGCAGCUGUCCAGGCCCUGAAGUGCCACCCUAGGGAGCCGUCCUUUUCAAGAUCCAUCUCUUUGACUCGACCCGGAAGUUCCGGCCUUACGAGCGGGCCUAACUCCAUCUUGUCGAGGAGGCGGCCGCCAGCGGAAGAGAAAAGGGCUCUCUGUAAGGCCCCCUCCGUGGCCUCCUCCUGGCAACCCUGGACACCUGUCCCCCAGGCCGAGGAAAAGCUGCUGUCAGCAGAGAACACCCCAAAGGACUCUUUAUUCAUGCCUAACCCUGGGGAGAGCACAGCUUCAGGGGUGCUGGCGAGUUCUCGAGUCAGGCACAGGUCGGAGCCCCAGCACCCCAAGGAGAAGCCGUUUCUAUUCAACCUUGAUGACGAAAAUAUACGAACCUCUGAUGUGUGAUCUGCGGUGCCGUUGUGUGCAGGAGAGACGGGGCCUGUGACUCAUUUCCCCCCGCCAUGGUAGAGGACAGAAGCUAAUGGGACUCACAGUAGAGGGGACUGACUAGCUGGCUUUGUUUUUGCUAUCAUUUCCCAUAUUUAAUUGGGAAAAGUCACUAAGUUAGACCCACAAGCAUACUCCAUUACCUCUUAAAUACCCCCACCCUUUCCCCAGGUUUCCUAGUAAGGGGUUGGUUUUUUAUACUUCCUGUCUAGAGAAGGCUAGAGUUCCAAUUUCACCCAGAAGCUUUUUCCUCUUGGAUUUCUUUCAUAGUCUUGGUUUUGCUUCCAGUCUGUGUACAGGAUCUCAGGCUAAGAACUGCUUUCAUCUGCCCCUGUUUAUCGGCUGAAGUCUGGGGAUCAGGCAGACAGUUAGCGUCCGGACAGAAAGGCAUCGGGUGAGACUCAGGUCACACAGUUUGAUUGGGAUCCGUCUGAAAGCUGUUGUUAGAAUCUGGGGAGUGAGAGGUGAAUUUGGGGAUAUCUACCCAGACAGCUCUUUCAGGACACCUCCCAGGGGAGCAGACGGGACCUCUUGUGAGUCAUGACGGCUAAUUAAACUGCUAUAGCCACUUGUGGGAAUCAUGCCGUCCUCUUGAGGCUCCGUGACCCCAAAUGCCACAGACCUGAGUGACAGAACCACCAGUCUAUUUUCAGUGUCAGGCCCCGAGGAUGCCCUCAUCAGGGUUCGAUGUUAAUGAUUGCAGAGACCAGACAGAAGCUUCCCUUGAAACCAAGGUGUGUUUGAUAGUUAAGUGUAGAGUGGCUUUGUGUGUGUGUGUCUGUGUGUGUGUGAGUGAGAGAGAGAGAGAGAGAGAGAGAGAGAGAGAGAGAGAGAGAGAGAGCGCAGUUAACAUCUUUGAUCCAUGUUUUCCAGGCAGGAGAAUGGCUUUUUUUUUUUUUUUUUUUUUUUUUUUUGUCACAGUGAAUCUCGAAUCCCUGUCUCGCAGUUCUUUUAGAAUGGGUGGACUUCUGUGUAAUGCUGAGUGCUUGUAUAUUGUGUGGCCUGCUGACCCAUUUGCUGUUCUAUUGCGUUGCCUGUUCAGCGAAGCCACAACCACACCAAGUGGGGACCCGGCAUCUGAUAAGAGCCAUACACUCACUAGUGAAGAGACUCAAAUGUGAUUUUUUUUUUUUAAAAUAUAUUGUUCAUGGAAUAGAAACUGAGAAUAAAGACAUUGAAUCAGAGGAUGAUUUGCUGGCUAGGAAUUUCCUAGGUUCUAGGAGAGUUUAGAGGAUUAGAUUGCUACCCAAAAUUUAGGGUGUGGCUUUUUCUCCCAAUGGGCAAGAUAUUAUUCCCAGUGCCUUUGGGGGGGGGGGGCAUUUCUAUCAGCCUUCACUCAACUGUGCUACCAGAAAAUCAUGGCCAUUUCCUGCAGGGAGAGAGGACAUGGUUCAUUCCUACCUGUGCAGCUUUUAUCCGCUAGGCAAAUUAACCCUGUUUUUAAUUAGAAAUUUGUAGCUCAAAGAAGAGAUAGGAGGCAUUUUUAUUUAAGCUAGUUAGCACUCUGUGUCCAUAGUUAGUGCAAAAGCAUAAACAGCAUAAAGCUCUACAGGGUGAGAGGAAGCGUGCUCUUUCAAAUGUGACUGUGACCCUGAAUCUGGCGCCACGCUGAAGACUCCUGGGCCCCCUGUGUGGGAGCUGUCCCACACUUUAAGUUUGGCUUUGUGAUCCUGAUGUUAAAAACAAACAAACAAAAACCAAUGGGCUUCUUUCUCUUUCUGUGUGUCUCCCCCCCCCC
Apodemus sylvaticus (European woodmouse) is the source of this 3195-nucleotide messenger RNA. RefSeq names its product pleckstrin homology domain containing A2 (gene Plekha2). The record is from RefSeq and is a predicted model, not a curated record. The transcript has 12 exons. Gene Ontology annotation, molecular function: PDZ domain binding. NCBI's taxonomy places the organism in Eukaryota, Metazoa, Chordata, Mammalia, Rodentia, Muridae. Gene Ontology annotation, cellular component: cytoplasm; membrane. The coding region runs from base 138 to 1415 and encodes 425 amino acids.